Messenger RNA from Colossoma macropomum (tambaqui), 3745 nucleotides. RefSeq names its product zinc finger DHHC-type palmitoyltransferase 9 (gene zdhhc9). Gene Ontology annotation, biological process: peptidyl-L-cysteine S-palmitoylation; protein targeting to membrane. NCBI's taxonomy places the organism in Eukaryota, Metazoa, Chordata, Actinopteri, Characiformes, Serrasalmidae. Gene Ontology annotation, molecular function: protein-cysteine S-palmitoyltransferase activity. The record is from RefSeq and is a predicted model, not a curated record. The coding region runs from base 1 to 1158 and encodes 385 amino acids. The transcript has 9 exons. Gene Ontology annotation, cellular component: Golgi apparatus; endoplasmic reticulum.
AUGUCGGCGGUAAUGCUUCCCAAAAAGGUGACUCGAAAAUGGGAGAAACUCCCGGGUAAGAACACUUUCUGCUGCGACGGACGUGUGAUGAUGGCCAGGCAGAAAGGAGUAUUUUACCUGACGCUGUUUCUCAUCAUUGGGACCUGCGCUCUGUUCUUCGCCUUCGAGUGCCCGUACCUGGCCGUCCACCUGUCUGCUGCCAUCCCGGUCUUUGCUGUGGUGCUCUUCCUCUUUGUCAUGGCCAUGCUGCUGAGGACCAGCUUCAGUGACCCAGGCGUGCUACCCCGUGCCCUGCCUGAGGAGGCCAACUUCAUCGAGAUGGAGAUUGAAGCAGCCAAUGGCAACAUCCAGGCUGGUCAGCGGCCUCCUCCCCGCAUCAGGAACGUGCAGAUCAACAACCAAAUCGUCAAGCUGAAGUACUGCUACACCUGCAAGAUCUUCAGGCCUCCUCGCGCCUCCCAUUGCAGCAUCUGUGACAACUGUGUGGAUCGUUUUGACCAUCACUGCCCGUGGGUUGGGAACUGCGUGGGGAAGAGGAACUACCGCUACUUCUACCUGUUCACGCUCUCCCUCUCCCUCCUCACCAUCUACAUCUUCACUUUCGACAUCGUCCACGUUGCACUGCGCUCGGUGGACUCAGGGUUUUUGAACACUCUUAAGGAAACCCCUGGAACUGUGAUAGAGGUCUUGGUGUGCUUCUUCACACUCUGGUCUGUGGUGGGACUGACUGGUUUCCACACGUAUCUGAUCUCCCUCAACCAGACCACCAACGAGGAUAUAAAAGGCUCAUGGUCGGGGAAGAACCGUGUCCAAAACCCAUACAGUCACAAGAACAUCAUCAAGAACUGCUGUGAGGUGCUCUGUGGCCCCACUUACCCCAGUGUUCUGGACAGAAGAGGGGUGAUGGCAGAAGACCCUCUUAGCUCCAGCCCUUCUCCACCCACUCCUGAUGCUGUGGCCACCAAGAGCAACCCAGUUACACCCAACACAAAAACCACAGCUCCGCUGAUCCCUAACGAGCACACUCCUGACGAGGCCAAGCCCAGCAUUGCCGCAGCUGCCCAGAAGACUACGAAAGAGGAGAAAGCGUCCAGCCCCAGGGACCCUAGCCCAAAAGUAUCCCCUGCCCCCAUUGUUGUCAAGGAGUCUGCCCACUAGACCUUCGCCACACACCUUUAAACACUCGUCUGUUAAGGAACUCACACAUUUAAACUGUGGAAAAAGUGUUGGAGAGAGACUCUGAAAGAGACUCUGAGGCUCAGAGCAGCGUCUGUUCUUCAGUGCCCAUGUCCAGACGAACGGCCUCUCAAAGUGGCCACUCCCUCACUGUUGAAGGCUCCUUGGAGGCGCCUUGCCACCCUCCCCUUUUCUCCAAAACACUGCAUGACACAAAAACACGUACAAACUGACCCGUGUUUUGUUGACUGUCUACCUGCAAUGCUUUCCUUCAAGUGGCAUUACCUGUUCCUGAAGGGCCAUUUACCAUUCAUUGAUGUUCCGUCCAUUUGAACUAAUCUAAACCCUGUAGAACAUGCAAUUCUAGAUUCUGUAGUACUUGGUGCAACAGGUCCUAUGCAACACAGAAACGGUUUUGAAGAUGGCGAGAACUGUCGUGCAGGAUUUGAUUAAAUAUGAACAGAUGACGUAUGAUCAGACUGGACACCUGGUCAUUGGACUGAACAUGAAUUUGCUUUGGUUGUAGUUCCCCAUAGGCAUGACCACACAACUCCCUGCUUUCUACAUUAUCUUAUUAUUGUUUUGAAGUGUUAAUUUUAAGCAACAGUAAGUUAACUCACCCUGAUUUUUGUUUUCUUUAAUGUCAUUCACUGAAGUCAAGGCAUCUGUGCUUUACCGAGACCUGAAUUCAGUAUGAAAUGUUUCAGGUCAGGACAUGAAGGCCACUCACAUACAUCUCUUGUGUUUCAGCGAGGCCGGCCUGUCGUCGACAGACACUAGUAACAGUGCCUUAUCUGAAAGCUGCACUAUCUCAGACAACUAAGGCCAUUUGCAGAGAAACACUUCAGAUUUCCAUGUCAUAGUACUAAACGAAAAUAAUCUAUGUUGAGUAUUAAAGAGUUGGCUUUUUUUGUUUAACAGAACACCAAUGAUACAUUAACAAGCAAAAAAAAGAGUAAAAACCAAGAAAGCCAUGGUAUAAAUGUAUAUAGUGUAAAAUAAUUUAGAGGUUGUGGAUAUUCUACAAGAAGUGGCUGAAUUUGCCUCGUUCACCUGGUGACUGUGCACCCUCCUACUGCGUUGAGCAAGGUCAUCCCAGAUCUGCCUCUUUCAUCAUCACCUUCAUCCUCAUCCUCUCCUGGUCUUUCCCCUGUAGGCAAUUUUCUUUCUCAGUAUUCCUGUUCUUUUCUUUUUCCUUCUGUCCCUUCUGUGAGUGAGUGAAGAUCACUCAUAGCUGACAGACCCCUCUGUGAGCAGCAAAGCCGAAGAAAAAGAGUAGAUGGGAUUUAGUUCACAUGAUUUUCAUCAUCUGAGAGACGCCAGGCCCAGGGAACUGAAGAGUGUUUACAAGAGAUCGAAGAUGCAUCAAAUGAUGUAGGCAACAUAUUUAACCCAUGCUAGUUUGUGAUCUGUGCGAGUGUCUUUUCUUUCGAUGCGUUUUAUUCUUCGUUUGUAAGCUAGAGUAGGUGCCUCUCUGUGUAUGCUUAAGCAAAGUCUUAGUGGAAGGAUGUUCUAGGUGUACAAUGAUGAACGAUUGCAAUUAACAUUUACUAAAUUCACAGAAUCUCCAAGCCUGUGGAAUAUUGUGUGCUGGAUGAAACAUUUUUUGUCAUGUUGUUUCUUUUCUUCUUUUUCCUUUUUUGUGCGAGUUGGAUUGGGGUGGGGCAAUAUGUGAUUACACUUUGUUUUUCUGAGCACUAUGACCAAGCAGAAUCUUUGUGUCAUACGAGUCGAAAAGAAGAGAGCAAGCAGUCAAUAUUUGUGCUUUCUGUGAAAAGAUUUGGAACUGAUGGACUCUCUCUAACUCUCUUUUUAUAUAUAUAUUUAUAUAGGGAAAGAGAGAGAGAAAAACAAAGUUUCACCAAGAGAAGUACAGAAGAGUGAUGUAAGAAGGACUUGAGAAAAUUUGCUGAUUUUAAUGCAUACGUUUGCAUGUUAACCGCUAGUUUCCUAUAUAAUUUUAAGAGCUGUUUUGAGUUGUCUCAGUUGUUUUUUUUUAAGUUGAAUAGUACUCUGGAUCUGUACCUUCAAGCACCAGUAGAAAAUUGCUGCAACUGACAGGCCAGAUUCUGGUUCUGCUUAAUCAGAGGCCUUUGACCACCAACAGCAGGUCAUGGUUAUAACCACUGAAACAUGUGAUAUGUGCAUUUAACAUUUUAGCAAACUCUGAGCUAUUUUGAUGCAUUUUUGCCAAUUUCUUAGUAGGAGUCAAUAGUAAUAUUGAUAUUUUUCAAUAUAAAUAUUCUUUAUUCUUUAAUGAUCAGGCCAGCAGAAUUAGUAGUGUUCAUUUCAUGGUCCAGCUUAAAAUAAUGGUCAAUUAAACAAUCAGUCCUAAUGCCAAGUCAUUGUAGGGGUUAAUAUGUAUUGAAAAAUUAGCAAAUGAAGGUCUGCUCUAGAUAUAUGUUUACAAUGUAGAAUGUAUACAGUAUAAGGCAUCACAGGUUGAAUUAUGUUCACUUUUCUUUGUAUUAACACUGUGAUUCUCUCAUACUUACUUCUCACUUCUUUUUACAUGCUGGAUCGGUGUGUGUAUGUAUGUAUGUUCAUUAAAUUAUACAAUGUCUUAUUA